AUGGCUGCUUCAGUGAAGGUGGCUUUGGGGUCGUACGUUUGGGUAGAAGAUACAGAUGAAGCCUGGAUAGAUGGAGAAGUAAUCGAAGCUAACGAUGAUGAGGUCAAAGUAAAAUGUGAAACCAAGACGGUUUCCGCAAAAGUAAAUGCUGUCUACCCCAAGGACCCUGAGUUUCCUGAACUUGGUGUGGAUGACAUGACAAAGCUUGCUUAUUUGCAUGAACCAGGAGUUCUUCUCAAUCUAAAAGCCCGGUACAACGCAAAUGAAAUUUAUACAUACACAGGUAACAUACUGAUAGCUGUGAAUCCCUUUAAAAGAUUACACCACCUAUAUGGAAAUGAGAUCAUGGAACAGUAUAAAGGCUCAGAUUUUGGUGACUUAAGCCCACAUCCUUUUGCAGUUGCUGAUUCUGCAUAUAGAAAAAUGAUCAACGAAGGAGUAAGCCAGGCGAUCUUGGUGAGUGGAGAAAGCGGUGCUGGGAAGACAGAGAGCACCAAGAUGCUCAUGCAGUAUCUUGCAUACAUGGGUGGUAAAGCUGAGAGUGAAGGACGAUCUGUUGAACAACAAGUUUUGGAGUCAAAUCCAGUUUUAGAAGCUUUUGGUAAUGCAAAAACCGUCAGAAACAACAAUUCAAGGUGGAAUGAAGUUGAGCGGUAUAAAUUAGGGAAACCAAGCACAUUCCACUACCUUAAUCAAUCAAAUUGCCAUGCAUUGAGUGCAUUUGAUGACGCCAAGGAAUACAUAGCUACGAGGAAAGCUAUGGACGUUGUUGGGAUCACUUCUGAACAACAGGAUGCAAUCUUCCGGGUUGUUGCUGCUAUUCUUCAUCUAGGAAACAUUGAGUUUGUAAAGGGUGAAGAAUCAGAUGCUGCAGAACCCAAGGAUGAUAAAUCUCGGUUCCAUUUGAAAGUGGCUGCAGAACUUUUCAUGUGUGAUGAGAAAGCUUUAGAGGACUCCUUAUGCAAAAGGGUAAUGGUGACUCGUGGUGAAAGCAUUACAAAGUCUCUUGAUCCUGGUAGUGCAGCUCUAAGCAGAGAUGCUCUUGCCAAGAUUGUCUAUUCUAAAUUGUUUGAUUGGCUUGUGACUACGAUCAAUAAUUCUAUUGGCCAAGAUCCAAGUUCAAAGUACAUUAUUGGAGUCCUGGAUAUAUAUGGAUUCGAGAGUUUUAAGACAAACAGUUUUGAACAGUUUUGUAUAAACCUGACAAACGAGAAGCUGCAACAACAUUUCAACCAGCAUGUAUUCAAAAUGGAGCAAGAAGAGUAUACUAAAGAAGAGAUUGACUGGAGUUAUAUAGAGUUCAUUGAUAAUAAAGAUGUCCUUGAUCUUAUAGAAAAGAAACCUGGUGGCAUUAUUGCCCUUAUCGACGAGGCAUGUAUGUUUCCAAGAUCGACACAUGAAACACUUGCGGAAAAGCUAUACCAGACAUUUAACGGUCACAAGCGUUUUACCAAACCAAAAUUGGCUCGUACAGACUUUACCAUCUGCCAUUAUGCUGGUGAUGUAACUUAUCAGACUGAACUAUUUUUGGACAAGAACAAAGAUUAUGUUGUUGGAGAACAUCAAUCUCUCAUGAACUCUUCAGAAUGUUCUUUCGUCUCAUCUUUGUUUCCAAAACCACGAGAGGAAUCCUCCAAAUCAUCAAAGUUCUCAUCAAUAGGCUCUCAGUUCAAGCAACAACUACAAUCUUUGCUCGAUACGUUGAGCACCACAGAGCCGCACUAUGUACGUUGUGUUAAACCAAACAAUGUUCUUAAGCCAGAUAUUUUUGAGAACGCUAACGUUCUGCAUCAACUUAGGUGUGGGGGAGUCAUGGAAGCCAUUAGAAUUAGUUGUGCUGGAUAUCCUACUAGAAAGUCUUUCAGUGAGUUUUUAACUAGGUUCCGAAUUUUGAGUCCAGAGGCUACAAACAAAAGUUUUGAUGAAGUCGAUGCUUGUAAAAAACUACUAGCAAAAGUAGACCUAAAAGGUUUUCAGAUAGGGAAGACAAAGGUGUUUCUUAGGGCAGGUCAGAUGGCAGAGCUUGAUGCUCACCGAACUGAAGCUCUUGGCCAUUCAGCAAGGGUCAUACAGAGGAAAGUCCGUACUUAUCAGUCUCGUAAAAAAUAUGUUGUGUUGCAGUCCGCUUCAACUGUAAUCCAAGCCUUUUGUAGAGGUAAUACAUGUUGUAUGCAUAUUUGUAGGUACAUAGUUAGUUUCAGGUCUCAUAAGUCUUCUUCCACAGGACAUGUUGCACGCCUUCAGUUUAAGGCCAUGAGAAGAAACGCUGCUGCUCUGAGAAUUCAGAAGCAAGCCAGGACUUAUAUAUGCCAGAAAGCCUAUAAAAAGUUGUGUAUCUCAGCUAUUUAUGUUCAGACUGGAUUGCGUGCAAUGGCUGCUCGAGUUGAACUGCAAUACAGGAUGAAAAGAAAAGCGGCAAUCAAAAUUCAAGCAAGCUUAAAAUCUCAUUUGAUGACUUCUAUUUUAUCAAUAACAUGUAAGCUAUUGAUUCCACAGAGUCAAAUCAGAUGUUUUUUGUGUCGGAGGCGGUUUUUAAGAAUGAAGAAAGCAGCUAUCACCACUCAAUGUGGCUGGAGAGUGAAAGCUGCACGCCGAGAAUUGCUGAAGCUUAGAAUGGCUGCUAAGGAAACAGGAGCCCUCCAAGACGCUAAGAAUAAGUUAGAAAAGGAGUUGGAAGAACUCACUUCAUGCUUAGAGCUUGAGAAACAAAUGAGGAUGAAGCUUGAGGAAACUCAAGAAACCAAAAGUGAGGAGAUCUUGAAGCUGCAGACUGCUUUACAAGAACUUUCUAAGGAUCUGGAGCUGAAUCAUGAUCUCGCUGCAGAAAACGAACAUCUCAAGGAGUUGGUGAGCUCAUUACAAAGGAAAACUGAUGGAUCUGAGAUCAAAGAUGAAGAAACAAGUAAGACAAGUGUAGACCGAAUCAAACAUAAGGUUCCUGUCAUUGACAAUGAUGUGAUCAUCAAACUUGAAGCUGAAAAUCAACAGCUGAAGGCACUAGUGAGUUCGUUAGAGAAGAAACAUAACCAAAACGAUGGAAAUGAUUCACCAAACAAGCCAAAGGAAGGGACACACAUGCUGAAAGAAGAGGAUGUUACGGUUGAUAAUGAAAUGAUUAACAAGCUUGCUGCUGAAAACAAAGACUUAAAUGAUAUGGUACAUUUGUUGGAAAAAAAAAUAGAAGAAACAGAGAAGAAAUAUGAGGAAGCAAGUAAACUUUGUGAAGAGAGGCUUCAACAGGUUGUAGAAGCAGAGACAAAACUGAUCCAGUUAAAAACAUCUAUGCAAAUGCUUGAGGAAAAGGUCUCUGACAUGGAAGCAGAAGACAAAAUUCUACGGCAGCAAGCACUGAUUAACUCAGCUUCCAAGAAAAUGUCACCACAGAAAUGUAUUAACCUCUUUUAUUUCAUGUACAUCUUGCAGCCAAUGGAGAACGGACAUCAUGUAUCAUCAUUGGCUCCUAUACCAUCAGGAAAGUUUGGGGCAAUGUCUUUUAGACGAACUCCCGAACAACAACCUAGUGAAUACGUUGACGUCCUUCUCAGUUUUGUUUCUCAAAAAAUCGGUUUCAGCCAUGGAAAGCCUGUUGCGGCAUUUACAAUAUAUAAAUGUCUCAUACACUGGAAAAUAUUUGAAGCAGAGAAAACCAGUAUCUUUGAUCGUAUUGUUCCUCUCUUUGGUUCUGCUAUAGAGAAUCCGGAAGAUAAUGAUAAUUUGACAUAUUGGCUAACAAACACAUCUACGCUACUGUUCUUGCUUCAAAGAAGCUUGAAAACUCAUGGCGCAACUGGUGCAAGUGCGAAUAAACCUCCUCAGCCGACUUCAUUUUUUGGGAGAAUGACACAGGGUUUCCGUUCUACCUCUUCGGCGAGCCUUUCAGGUGACGUAGUGCAACAAGUAGAAGCUCGAGUUCCUGCUUUGCUUUUCAAGCAGCAGCUCACAGCCUACGUUGAAACAAUAUUUGGUAUAUUUCAAGAGAAUGUGAAGACAGAACUAGAGCCUGUGCUUUCUUCAUGCAUUCAGGCACUGAAAGAUUCAACACAUGAGCCCUCAGCCGAUUUACCAGCUGACUCAUCUAAACAGAAUUCACCAGCAACGCCAUCUAAAGAGAUUCCAACAGAAAAUUUGUCUGAAGGUAAUUCACCAGCAAAGCCAUCUGACGAGAAUCUACAGGUAAAGACAUCUGAAGUGAAUACAGAGGCAAAGCCAUCUGAAGACAGUACUCAGGCAGAGACAUCUGAAGAGAAUCCACAGGCAACGCCAUCCGCAGAGAAUUCACCAGCAAAACCUUGGCAAGGCAUCAUAGAUCUUUUGAACCGGCUUCUUGGCACAUUGAAGAAAAACUACGUUCCUCUGUUUCUUACUCAGAAGAUAUUCAGCCAAACAUUCCAAGGCAUCAACGUGCAAGUAUUCAACAGCCUUCUGGACCGAGAAUGCUGUACAUACCACAUGGGCAAAAAAGUGAAUGCUUGGUUUAAUGACCUAGAGUCAUGGUGUAGCCAAGCAACUGAAGACUUUAUAGGGUCUUCAUGGGAUGAAUUGAAACACACAAGACAAGCUGUGAUUCUCCUGGUUACAGAACAAAAGUCCACAAUUAAAUAUGAUGAUCUUACCACUAACCUCUGCCCGGCUCUUAGUACUCAACAAUUGUAUAGAAUAUGUACCCUCUGCAAAACUGAUGACCAUGAGGAUCAGAAUGUAUCUCCAGACGUGAUUUCCAACUUGAAACUUCUAAUAUCAGAUGAAGAAGAAGAAAGCCGUUCGUUCUUGUUAGACAAUGAUUCCAGUGUCCCAUUUGCAGCCGAUGAAAUCUCCAACUGUAUGGAAGAAAAGGAGUUUACCAAUGUAAAGCCAGCGCUUGAACUUGCUGAUAACCCUAACUUCCAGUUUCUAAAGGGCUAAGACCUAUUUUGACCACUGAUUUUGAUGAAACCAAAUUGUAGAGUAGUCACUUGCACAGAUUUACGGUAUGUAGAAUCUCGAUAGGUUUCCUUCGCAUAGGGUUUUUAAGAGGGUUUAUUGAGCUCACGUGUAGAAGGCUCUUCCUCUAUCUUCUUUUGAUUUGAUUAUUACGUGCUCA
Messenger RNA from Eruca vesicaria subsp. sativa (arugula), 5080 nucleotides. NCBI's taxonomy places the organism in Eukaryota, Viridiplantae, Streptophyta, Magnoliopsida, Brassicales, Brassicaceae. The record is from the annotation of a GenBank genome assembly.